AUGUCGAAAGAAUUGUUGGAAUCUAAUUUGAGUACAAUAUUUGCCACACUUCGAAAUACGGAGCAAUAUUGGUGUAAACCGAGAAACGAUUUAAAUUGUAUGACGCAGCAUUAUGGACCUGCGACAUGGUUUUUAACACUCAGUCCAAGUGAGUGGUUGUGGGAAGAUUUAGGUGAAUAUAUUCGUGAAGUAAAUGAAUGGCAUGACGCUUCCUUAAGCGUUAGCGCACUCGUUGUUAGAGAUCCAGUAUCAACAUCCAGGUUUCUCGAUAAUAAGUUUCGGGCAAUGCUUGACUUUAUUAGGUCUAAAGAUCAUCCAAUUGGAGAAGUAACGCACUAUUUCUGGCGACGAGAAUAUCAAGGUAGAGGACGUAAAGUUAUUCGUCGAUGUCGUUUUGGAUUUCCUCGUCCCGUUACUGAAACUUUGAAUAUCAGGGAUGUGGCAACUUCGAUAGCCGGUAGAAAACAAUUGAAACAUAAAAGUAGACUUUACGAUCUUCCUCGAACGGAUAAUGAAGGUAAUAUAAAUGACUAUAAUCCUGUUCUUCUUACUGCAUGGGAAGGUAAUAUGGAUAUACAAUUUAUUGGUGAAAAAUCAUCGCUGCUAACCUGUAAGGAUAACAAAAACAAAUCAUUAGCGAGUCAUCUUUGGAAUAUUGCUUUGCGAUUUACGAAUAAUAGAGAAUGUGGAGCUCUCGAAGCUGCUGAUACAUUGUUAGGUAUUCCUUUGUAUGGAACUGAUCGAAAUACAACCAUCAGAUGUAAACUGCAUCUUAAAGAAGCAUUGCAAUAUCAUGAAAGAUUAGAAGAAUUGCAAAAAGCAUUUGAAACUGCAAAACAGUUAGUUCAGCAAUGCUUAGAUGACGAUUUGCAAAAAGAGCAGUCUCAGGAUGAUCCUGAAAAUGCAAUAGGUAUUCAAAAUAUAGAGGCUGGUGAAGCAAUGCAAGAUUUUAAAGAUCUUGGUGAUAGAGCAAUUCAAGAAAUUGAUGUAUCUGACAUGAUAGUAAAAUUAAAUACGGAUCAAAAACGAGUAUUUGAUAAAGUUACCAAUGCUGUAGAGUCCGAUAAAUCAAUAUUACGAUUAUAUGUUAGCGGAGAAGGUGGUACUGGAAAAAGUUUCUUAAUCAAGACUAUUAAAUGCUGGAUAAAACAAAAUCUCAACAAAGAUACUGCUGUAACAGCACCUACUGGUAUAGCAGCAUUUAAUAUAGAUGGUUUGACAGUUCAUAGAUUGCUUCAAUUACCCGUUGAACAUGGUCAAACUCAUAAGUAUAAACAAUUAUCUGAUUGUGUAUUAAAAGUUUUACGAACAGAUCUUAAAGAUGUUAUUCUUUUCGUAAUUGAUGAAGUGUCAAUGAUAUCUAAUUUGACUUUAAUAUAUAUUCAUCUUCGAUUGUCUGAGAUAUUUGAUACUAGUGAUUGCGAUGAUGGUUGGUUUGGUCGAAAGCAUAUUCUUUUAUUCGGAGACUUGCUUCAAUUGCCUCCUGUACGCGAAGAUCUUAUCUUUACACAUUUAUCCGAUCAAAAAAUUGCUAAUUAUCUUGGUUCUUUAAAUGCUGUUAAUUUAUGGAUUACAUUAUUUGAAUAUGAUGAAUUGAUAAUCAAUAUGCGUCAGCAAGGAGAUAAUUCAUACCGUGAAUUAUUGUCGCGAAUUCGUAUUGGUUUAGUGACAAAAUCUGAUUGUAAAAUUCUAGAGAGUAGAAAAAUAUCUUUCAAAGCUGAUUCUUUCGAAUCUAGAUUAAAUGAAUUAUGUGAUUUUAUUAACAGUUUAUCAUCGGACACUGUUUGUUUAUUUCCUACUUGUAAUAUGUGUGAUGUCCUUAAUAAUGCAAUGUUAAGUCGCAUUACUUCCAAAGAAAUAUUAUUAAUUGCUGAAGAUACGAUUGAUUGUACAUCAUAUGUAAAAAAGAAAGUAUUAAAAGUAUUGUCAAAUAACGAUGAUGAUAGUUCUCGAACAGCUGGACUUUCAAAACAAAUUACAAUUAAAAUUGGAGCAAAAGUUAUGAUUCGGCGUAACAUCGAUGCCAGUUUGGGUCUUGUAAACGGUACAAUUGCUAAAGUAAUUUCAAUUGUACGAGAAACAUCUACUGAUGACGUAGAAAAGAUUAAACUUCUUUUACCAUCAGGUUUAGAAUAUGAAAUUGAAAGAGUAACGGCUAAAUUUCAGGUAUUGGAUAGAGCGUAUGUGAUUCGAAAACAAUUUCCAUUAUCUUUAAGUUAUGGCAUCACUAUUCAUAAAAGCCAAGGAUUAAGUUUGCAAAGUGUUGUUAUGGAUAUUGGCAACUCUGUAUUUAGUUGUGGUCAAAUUUAUGUUGCCUUGUCGCGAGUAACAUCUCUAGAAGGAGUGCAUUUAAUAAACUUUGAUCCUUCAGCAGUAAUAGCUAACGAAAAAGUUAUUAUUGAAUAUAAUCGUUUAAAACAGAUAUACAAUCCGAAAGCAGAAAUGAUUGCUGUGUCAAAAGAACGUUGUCGUAAAGUAAAAGAUGUUCCAUGGGCGUUACCAAAAAUAGUUACUUCUGUUCAAAAAUCAAAUUCAGAUCGAAAAAUUCAACAUACGGUUUCAAAGAAAAGAAUUCAAAGCACUGCUUGGAUCAUACGUGGUUUUCAGAAUACAGACAAGAUUUCAUGUUAUGCAAAUACAGUAUUGCAAUGUUUAUUACAUUUAAAUAUUAUUAAGCAGCAGUUGAUUAAUUGCGAUAAAACAGACGUUUUACCACAAGAUGGUAAAUUAAUAAAAGCAGAAAACAAAUUUAAUUUAUGUGCUGUUCCAACAACUAAAGUAUUAAUAGCGGGACAAUUGUACAAGACGAUGAGUGCUAUACUUUAUGAUGGUUCGUGCACCGAUGAAGGUCAUUAUGGCGCCCCGGGAUCGAGUGACGAGUUUAGUACGGCGCUGGAUUUAGAGAUCACGAGAAUUGAAUUAGAAGAAGUCAAGAAACAGUUAGCUGCAGCAAAUCAGGCUCUUGCUGCAGCUACGAAUCCAGCUUCAACCGGAGCUCUUGCUGAAGCUCGUGCAAACGCAACUGCUCCUGCUCGUGCUUCGACAAGUGUAAACGCAACUGCUCCUGCUCGUAUUCCAAAAGUUUGCAAAACCGGAGCUCAACCAUCGCAACCACCAUCGCCUGCAAUGGUGGUUGAAAAUGAAGAAGAUGAUAACAUGAGACACCCGCUCGAUGGUCGCGAGCUGGUCGCGGACGUGGUCGCGGACGUGGCCGCGGACGAGGACGAGGAAGUAUAA
Molecule: messenger RNA, 3237 nt
Organism: Nylanderia fulva
Lineage: Eukaryota; Metazoa; Arthropoda; Insecta; Hymenoptera; Formicidae
Source: RefSeq, a predicted model, not a curated record